AGAUGUUUUAUUUAGAAACAUAGAUCAUAUGAUCACACAAACAUGAACAUUUAGCAAGUUAAGCAAGACAUGUAGACAAGGCAAGACAAGAACUUCAAGACUCAAGAACUCAAGAACAAUUCACAAGCACACCCAAAUAAAACAAAUAAAUCAGUAAAAGAAAAAUAAACACAAUGUCGUCAUUAACUCCAAAGCAUGAUAUUGAAGCCUGCAGAAGCGCCGGUGAUUGCUACCGAACUACCCUCAACAAUUUGAAAGCAUUGCUCAAGGAGGUUGAAGAAUGUGACAGACAAACUAAAACAGGAAAGAAUAAAUGCUGUUCAGAAACCUUUCCUCCAGAUUGGAGUAUCCCAGUUAUUACAUAUCCCAUUACUCCCCAAAGAGAAAAGGAGUAUUUUAUGAAUCUGAAAAUGCCUUGGGAGCGUCAGCAUUCCCAAAUAAUAGCCGGGAAAUAUUAUAUAUGUUCCUGUGUCAAAAGGGAUGGUCUUCAAGCUGACUGCCCGCUUGUGGGAUGCCAAGGUAGUGAACUAUGCUUGACCAAACCCUAUCCAAUCUGCCCCCCAAGCGGAAAUGCAGAAACAAAAGUAACACCUGAAAUGGCUGAAUGCUUAUUAGGUGGAUUACGACCCAAUAAUCCAAACUUGGAGGUAACUGAGUGCAAAGAGAACGAACCCUGCAACGUUAAAUGUGCAGAAUGUAAUGCAAGCUUACAAAAUAUUUGCAAAUGGAAUCCAGAUUUUUUUAACUCUGCAGGAAAUGCUAACAAUGAUGCUCGUAUUCCCGCUCCACCCACAAAGGAUACAGUCCCUGGUAAACCAAUUGUUUCGAAUGAUAAAGUGAUUGACCCAAGCCUUGCGAAGAUCACUUUUCAAUUUAGGAUGGCUGGACUAGACAAUGGAAUGAACAAUCAGAAUAUGGCAGACCCUUGCAAUGGGAUGAUUAAUCAGAAUAUUAUAGCAGAUCCUUGCAAUGAUAUGAACGGUAAGAAAACACCUGUUCAAUACAAUGGAAUAAAUAAUCAGAAUAAUAUGGCAGACCCUUGCAACCCUUGCAUUGGUACGAACAGUAAUAAGAUAGCCGUUCAAUACAACGUGAUAAAUAAUCAAAAUAAGGCUGAUUUGAAUAGUCAGAACAUGAGAGUCCCAUACAAUGGAACCAAUCAGAAUAAUAUGGUCGGCUUGUCCACUAAGAACAAUGUUCGAGAUAAUACAUUUGACUUGUGUAAUGGGAUGAACAAGACAGCAGAUCCGGGCAUUAGGUCGAAUAAUCAGAAUUACGUGGUUGCCCCAAACAAUGUGGCUAGUAAAAGCAAUAAAAUGGAUUAUUUCAACAAGACAGUGGAAAUGUGCAGUAGGGUUCAUAACAUGGAUAACCAAAGCAAUGGGAUGAAUAAGAAUAAAGUGGUUGCCCCAGGCAAUGGGAGAAAUAAUAUCAAGAUGGUUGACCCAUGCAGUGGGACGAAUAAUCAGAAUAAUGUGGUCGUCCCAAACAAUGUUGCUAAUCAAAAGAAUGGUUACAAUAAGAUAGUUGAAAUAUGUAGUAGGGUUCACUACAACAUGCCUUCCCAAAAUAAUGGGAUGAAUAAUAACAGAGUAGUUGAUCCGUGCAAUGGGAUGAAUAAUCAGAAUAAUAUGACUAAUCAAACCAAUCAAAUGAGAAAUAAUAUCAACAUGAACAUCCCUGCCCAAAAUAAUGGGAUGAAUAAUAGAGUAGUUGAUCCAUGCAAAGGGAUGAAUAAUCUGAAUAAUAUGACUAAUCAAACCAAUCAAAUGAAUAGUUACAGGGUAGUUGAUCAAUGCAAUGGGAUGAAUAAUGGUAAGCCUGUUAACAUUGGAACGAAUAGUUACAAGACGGGUGACACAAGCAAUGUGGUGGAUAAUCAGAAUAAUAUGGUUGUCCCGUUCAACCCAACUAGUCAGAACAAUACGCCUACCCCAUACAAUCCUGGUAAGAAGACUGAACCAUGCUCUAAGAUGGUACUUAAAUUUACAAUGGUUGACCCGACUAAAACCAGUAAUGCUAAGUUGGCUAACCAAUGCAAUGGAGAGAAUAGCAAUAAGAUGACUAACCCAUGCAACGGAAUGAAUAAUCAAAAUAGAAUGCCUGUUCAAUCCAAUGGGUUAAAUAAUAACGGUAAGAUUGCUGUCCAAAACAAAGGGAUGAAUCAAAAUAUGAUGGCAGACCCAUGCAAUCGGGUGAACAAUGGUAAAAUUGCUGGCCAAUAUAAUGAAAUGAACAAUUACAUGGCCAACCAAAGCAAUGUAAUGAACAAUUACAUGGCCAACCAAAGUAAUGUAAUGAACAACAAUUACAUGGCCAACCAAAGUAAUGUAAUGAAUAACAAUAUGAUGCCUAUUAAAUACAAUGGGUUGAAUAAUCCCAAUACGAUGGCUGUCCCUACCAAUGGAAAUCAACCAAGUUAUAUGUAUAAUUGUUCACCAUGCUCAACAAAUCCAAAUUUGUUUUGGUGUACCUUGCAAAAGUGAUUUAUCAUCACCAGUUCUGUCUUAUUGCACCAUAUGAUGCUUUGUGUUUAUUUGUAUUAUCGCUGUACAUAAUUUUACUACAAGGGAUGAUAAUACAUUCUUUUACUGAA
Messenger RNA from Cimex lectularius (bed bug), 2596 nucleotides. RefSeq lists its product as uncharacterized. NCBI's taxonomy places the organism in Eukaryota, Metazoa, Arthropoda, Insecta, Hemiptera, Cimicidae. Bases 174 to 2486 code for a protein of 770 amino acids. The transcript has 4 exons. The record is from RefSeq and is a predicted model, not a curated record.